Messenger RNA from Colletotrichum spaethianum, 1566 nucleotides. RefSeq names its product S-adenosylmethionine mitochondrial carrier protein. Gene Ontology annotation, molecular function: adenosylmethionine decarboxylase activity. Gene Ontology annotation, biological process: spermine biosynthetic process; spermidine biosynthetic process. The transcript has 2 exons. NCBI's taxonomy places the organism in Eukaryota, Fungi, Ascomycota, Sordariomycetes, Glomerellales, Glomerellaceae. Gene Ontology annotation, cellular component: cytosol. Bases 1 to 1566 code for a protein of 521 amino acids. The record is from RefSeq and is a predicted model, not a curated record.
AUGGUCAACCCCUCGGUCCCCAACGACUACGCCCUCUCCCCGGCUGAGGCGACUCCUCAUCUGACCAUCAAUCACGAUGUGGCUGCCGACCUAGACUCGAGCAACGCCUUUGAAGGCCCUGAGAAGCUCCUCGAAGUCUGGUUCGCCCCCGGCCCUGAGUCGCUCCCCGCGAGCGCCCAGCCCAACGGGUUGAAGGCCGUCUCCGCCGACACCUGGGUCACCAUGCUCGACAUGGUUAACUGCAAGAUCCUCUCCGUCCUCGAGUCCGAGUCGGUCGACGCCUACCUGCUAUCCGAGUCCAGCUUGUUCGUCUUCCCUCACAAGCUCAUUCUCAAGACUUGCGGCACCACCACUCUGCUCCUGGGUCUGCAGCGACUGCUUCACAUCGCUGCCGAGCAUGCCGGAUUCCCCUUCCACAAUGCCGAGAAUGCGACAGACAUCAAGGCUGCCGCGACCCCCUACCGCGUCUUCUACAGCCGCAAGAAUUUCUUGUUCCCCGAUCGCCAGCAGGGUCCCCACCGCAGCUGGAGGUCCGAAGUCAAAUACUUGGACGACCUCUUUGAAGGUGGCAGCGCCUACAUGGUCGGCAAGAUGAACGGUGACCACUGGUACCUCUACAUCACUUCGCCAAACAAGACCUUGACCCCCCCUCGAACUCCGGACGAGAAGGAGGCGACCCCGGGGUCCGCGUCCAAGAUUCCCACUGGCAGCGUGGCCAGCUUUGGCAGCGGCAUUGAGGAGCGCAGCGACGAGACUCUCGAGAUUCUCAUGACCGAUCUCGACCCUGAGAAUGCGAAGCAAUUCUACUUGUCGCACGCGAGUGCGGUCGCCACCGACAAGUCGCAUUUGCUGCAGACCCAGGCCGCUCGAGAUGACGCGCACCAGAGCUUGGGCGACAUGUCUCAGGUCCCCGAGAAGUCGGGUGAUGAGCACGUCGACGUCUUCGAGAACACUUGCGAGUCAGACCUCAACGACGGCGAGCGUGCCGCGACCGAGGCUUUGACCACCGAGGGUCACGCUAUUGGCACUGUCGUCUCCGAGGGAUGCGGCCUGUCGAGCGUCUACCCUACUAGCAAGUACCCUGGUGCUCGUGUUGACGCCUACCUCUUCAGUCCCUGCGGCUUCUCCGCUAACGGCGUGGUUCCUGCCAUCACGGAUGGCGAGGACGCCUCUCAGAGCGAGAAGGGUGGAAACGCCGCUCACUACUUCACAGUCCACGUGACCCCUGAGCCCAACUGCUCGUUCGCCUCUUUCGAGACCAACGUUCCCGGCGGUCAGAGUGGCCGCACCACUGCUGAGAUCAUUGAGCACGUUGUCGACAUCUUCAAGCCCGGCCGCUUCAGUGUCACUCUCUUUGAGGCCAAGGGCAAGAGCGCCAACCCAUACGGCAUGGGCGACCAUGCUUCCCGCACGACUGCCGCUCAGCGCCUGGUUGAUCCUGUUCGUGGAUACCGUCGCAUUGACCGUAUUGUUCACGACUUUGAGGACUACGAUCUCGUGUUCCGCUUCUACGAGAAGGACGACUGGGCGGGUGACCGUGAGGCUCGCCUGGGAGAGUUGAUGUAA